This is a messenger RNA of Microthlaspi erraticum, 2346 nucleotides long. The record is from the annotation of a GenBank genome assembly. Lineage: Eukaryota; Viridiplantae; Streptophyta; Magnoliopsida; Brassicales; Brassicaceae.
AUGCUUAUUUUGAAACGAGUCCGUCUCUUGAAACCCAGAUUUGUUACUCUAGGAACAAUCUCUUCUUCUUCUUCUUGUUCAAGCUACAUCGAUCGUAUUCUCUGUGAUCAGGUUUCGAGCUUAGAGUCUCUGCGUAAACACAACGCGCUUAUCAUCACCGGAGGAAACUCCGAGAAUAUCUUCGUGGCGUCGAAGCUAAUUUCAUCUUACGCUUCCUUCAAGAAACCCAAUUUGUCUUCCAGAGUCUUCGAUUUGGUUAGUGGAAGAGAUGUGUUUCUAUGGAAUUCAAUCAUCAAAGCACAUUUCUCCAAUGGAGAUUACUCUCGAGCGUUGGGUUUCUUCUUCUCGAUGCUGCUCUCUGGGCAAUCCCCUGAUCAUUUCACUGCUCCGAUGGUUGUUUCAGCUUGCGCAGAGCUUUCGUGGUAUGAUGUUGGCACUUUCGUUCACGGAUUGGUAUUGAAAGACGGAGGCUUUGAGCGAAACUGUGCAGUGGGAUCUUCCUUUGUUUAUUUUUACUCAAAGUGUGGGAAUUUGGAAGAUGCGUGUAAAGUGUUCGACGAAAUGCCUGAGAGAGAUGUGGUUGCUUGGACUGCUGUUAUCUCUGGGCAUGUGCAGAACGGAGAGAGAGAGAGAGGUUUGGAGUAUCUCUGCAAGAUGCAUAGCGUUGGUUCUGAUGAUGAGAAGCCGAAUCCGAGAACACUGGAAUGUGGAUUCCAAGCUUGUGCAAAUCUAGGAGCUUUGAAGGAAGGAAGGUGUAUUCAUGGAUUUGCGGUGAAGUUUGGUUUAGCUUCUUCUUCCAAGAUUUUUCAGUCUUCGGUGUUUUCAUUGUAUUCGAAAUGUGGGAAUCCAGCUGAGGCUUAUCUCUCUUUCCGUGAGCUUGGUGAUGAAGAAGAUAUGUAUUCAUGGACAUCGAUUAUAGCUUCACUGGCGAGAUCAGGGAAGAUGGAGCAAAGUUUUGAUAUGUUUUGGGAAAUGCAGAAGAAGGGAAUAAAGCCAGAUGGGGUUGUGAUUAGUUGUUUGAUUAAUGAGCUAGGUAAGAUGAUGCUUGUCGCUCAAGGUAAAGCCUUUCAUGGGUUCGUCAUAAGGCAUUGUUUUUCUUUAGACGGUACAGUUUGCAAUUCGUUGUUGUCGAUGUACUGCAAAUUCGAGCUUCUUUCAGUGGCUGAGAAGCUUUUCUGUAGGAUACGUGAAGAUGGUAGCAAAGAAGCUUGGAAUAUAAUGGUUAAAGGCUACGGUAAAAUGAAAUGUGAUGUAAAGUGUAUCGAGUUGUUCAAGAAGAUUCAUAAUCUUGGAAUUGAGAUUGACUCUGCUAGCUUGGCCUCUGUCAUAUCUUCAUGUUCCCACAUAGGAGCGGUACUACUGGGGAAGUCUUUGCAUUGCUAUGUUGUGAAAACUAGCUUCGAUCUCACCACUUCAGUGGUCAAUUCCCUGAUUGAUUUGUAUGGAAAGAUGGGAGAUUUGAGUGUUGCUUGGAGGAUUUUCUGUGAAGCAGAUAAGAACAACAUUGUCACUUGGAACGCAAUGAUUGCUUCUUAUGUUCAUUGCGAGCAACCGGAAAAAGCCACUGCGUUGUUCGAUAGAAUGAUCUCUGAGAAGAACAUCAAACCCAGCUCGAUAACUCUGGUGACUGUGCUUAUGGCUUGUGCCAACACUGGAGCUCUGGAGAGAGGGCAAAUGAUUCAUCGGUACGUAACUGAAACAGAGCACGAGAUGAAUCUUUCUCUUACAACUGCUCUUAUCGACAUGUACGCCAAAUGUGGACAGCUUGAAAAGUCACGAGAGCUGUUUAACGCUGCAGAUCAAAAGGACACCGUUUGCUGGAAUGUGAUGAUCUCAGGCUAUGGAAUGCACGGAGAUGUUGAAUCGGCUAUAGAGCUUUUUGAUCAGAUGGAAGAGUCUGAUGUGAAACCAACCGGAGCUACAUUUCUCGCUCUUCUAUCAGCUUGCACGCACGCUGGUUUAGUGGAACAGGGCAAAAACCUUCUCCUCAAGAUGACGCAUGAGUACGAGGUCAAACCAAACCUAAAGCAUUACUCUUGCCUCGUGGAUCUUCUUUCCCGGUCAGGUAACUUGCAAGAAGCUGAAACCGUAGUCACGUCAAUGCCGUUCUCACCAGACGGAGUUAUAUGGGGAACAUUGUUGAGCUCGUGCGUGACUCAUGAGGAGUUUGAGAUGGGAAUACGAAUGGCAGAGCGAGCGGUUGCUAGCGAUCCGCAGAACGAUGGGUACUACGUGAUGCUUGCCAACAUGUAUAGCGCCGCGGGUAAGUGGGAAGACGCGGAAAGGGCACGAGAGAUGAUGAGAGAAAGUGGAGUUGAGAAGAAAGCUGGACAUAGUCUAGUCUAA